GAAGGACCCUACCUAGGCACCAUACUCCACCAUGAAGCUCCUGAUCUUGGUCUGUGUGUUGGCGGCUGCUGUAGACGCCGCCCCUCAGGGCUAUAGCCUCCCCGCGCCCUCUGGAGGAGGGCUCUCCCUGGGCGGCUCAGGUGGAGGUGGUUUCGUCUCUGGUGGUGGCGGAUUCUCCUCUGGAGGUGGCGGAUUCUCCUCUGGCGGUGGUGGCGGAUUCUCCUCUGGCGGUGGUGGCGGAUAUUCUUCUGGAGGAGGAGGCGGAGGCAUCAUCUCUGGAGGCGGAGGUGGAGGCAUCAUCUCUGGUGGUGGCGGAUUCUCCUCUGGUGGUGGUGGCGGAUUCUCCUCUGGAGGUGGAGGAUAUUCUUCUGGAGGCGGUGGUGGAGGCACCAUCUCUGGAGGCGGAGGCGGAGGCAUCAUCUCUGGAGGCGGAGGAUUCGUCUCUGGUGGUGGCGGAUUCUCUUCUGGUGGUGGUGGUGGUGGUGGCGGAUUCUCGUCUGGAGGUGGAGGAUAUUCUUCUGGAGGCGGAGGCGGAGGCAUCAUCUCUGGAGGCAGCUGUGGUGGGGGACAAGUCCGUCACGUAGAUGGCAGCUGCGUGACUCCCCAGAUCACCAGAAACCUGUAUGUGUUCACAGCACCUGCAGUGUCGCCAAUCACUGGCCCUCGACCAAAUGUCCCUCUGCCCAGGGUGCAGCACAACAUACUGUUCAUCCACGCCCCUGACGGAAUCCUGAGCCAGGAGCCAAUCGUCGUGCCCCCGCCACUCCAAAGGAACGUCGUGUACGUCCUCAACAAGCGCACUCAGCUCGACCAUAAGGUGGUCCAGGUUCCAGUGCCUGAACAGCAGACUCCUCAGGUGUUCUUCGUCAACUAUGGUGAAGGCGACAACCCGACUCUGCCCACCGGUGGGGACCUUCAGUCGGCUCUCAGCUCCGCGUCUCAGGGUGGCGGCCAGCUGAUUGGUGGUUCCCAUGGCGGUGGUGGUGGAAGCAUCGGUGGAGGAGGAAGCAUCGGAGGCGGUGGCAUUAUAAGCGGUGGAGGAAGCAUCGGAGGCGGUGGCAUUAUAAGCGGUGGAGGCAGCAUCGGAGGCGGUGGCAUUAUAAGCGGUGGAGGCAGCAUUGGAGGCGGUGGCAUUAUAAGCGGUGGAGGCAGCAUCGGAGGCGGUGGCAUUAUAAGCGGUGGAGGCAGCAUCGGAGGUGGCGGCAUCUCAGCGCCAUCCGGCCAGUACGGAACGCCCACACCUCCGUCUUCACAAUACGGAACACCCUAAGCAACAAUGCCAUAGGCAGCUGCUUUCUCCCUUUUCUUCCCUCUCACUGAAUACAUCAAUAAAGCUCUUCGCACGAAGAUAAAAUUUGAUGCCUAUAUUACGCUUGCCACAAGGAAGGGGCCGCAGUUAUUUAUAUUUAAUUUGAAUUAAAUGUUUACAUCAAAUAAGGAGUUUUCGCAUAUUUUUUGUUAAUGAUUAAAUAAAGAUAGAAAACAUUUUCAA
Procambarus clarkii (red swamp crayfish) is the source of this 1492-nucleotide messenger RNA. Its product is annotated as loricrin-like. The record is from RefSeq and is a predicted model, not a curated record. Lineage: Eukaryota; Metazoa; Arthropoda; Malacostraca; Decapoda; Cambaridae.